CCUGACUAAAAAUGUAGGACUUGAGUUAAAAAUAUGAACAAAGCUUGAAAGAGUUGUUACAGGCUACUCAUUGUAUUCGUUUUGGUGAUGGUUUUCAAUGUUCUUACUCAUUUUUACUCUUGCAUUUACCCAGUUGUGUUGUUUCCUGGAGACAGCAAUACUUCAGGAGGUUAAUGUGUGUAAAUGGCACACAAUGGAUUACUGGAGUUUUUGUCUCUCCGUGCGUGCGUCCGUGCGCGCGCCCAUGUGACAUCAUUGAUGGGAUUGGCUCCCCUGACUGGGGUGGAUAGCCUCCUCUACAGGCUACAGAGGGAGAAGAAGAGGAGUGAGGGACAGAAGGAAUAUAGUUUCCACCAGCCACGGAGCUCAGCGCAGGGUGGGAACCCAAACCCAGAGAGAACCACGCCCUGGGGGACACAGGAGGAGACUGUGGCGCCCCAAGUCUCCAAACUCCUGAUAUGGAAGGGGGAGUGGACGGGGAAGAGGAGAUUUGACUUUGGUAACAGGUUGGAAAGAUGAAGUUCGGGAAGAGCAUCUGCGUGCUCAAUGUAGGGGGGACCCGAUACGCCUUCACCCGUGAUGUGAUCAGGGAUUUCCCUCUCCGGCGCGUCAGCCGCCUCCAUGCAUGCGCAACUGAGAAAGAGGUCCUUGAACUGUGCGACGACUACGACCGGGACCGGAAUGAGUUUUUCUUCGACCGCCACGCGCAGGCUUUCGUGUUCAUCAUGCUGUACGUGCGCUCCGGUAAACUCCGCUUUGUCCCCGGAGUGUGUGAGCUGUCUUUCUACACCGAGAUGCUCUACUGGGGACUGGAGAGCGCGCACUUGGACCCCUGCUGCCAGAAACGCUUGGAUGACAGGAUGUCCGAGAUUGGACUGGACACUCUGUCUGAGGGGGACAUCCUCGUGUCAGGGGAAGAGCCUCAGAGCCCGGCGGAACCGGUGCAACGGACUGUGCUCACGGGACGCGCGAAAUGGCUCGAGAUGAUGCGCAAAGCAUUCGAGGAGCCAAACUCUUCGCUUUUGGCGCAGCUUUUGGCGUCAGUGUCCGUGAUUUUUGUGAUCGUCUCUAUGAUCAUGCUGUGCGCAAGCACUCUGCCGGACUGGGACACAGCUAAGAAAACUACCGUGGAGGAGCACAGGUAGGAGAAAGUCUGGAUGAUCUCAGAUGGAAGCUGCUACUCAUCUGAAGGCGCAGAUUAUCAGCAAAAAAGUUCACUUUGCCCCAAAAAUACAGCGCGUAAAAGUCAGCGUUGGCCUGUGAUAUGGGCGCAACCAUCACAAUCAUGCCAAGGAAGGGUUUCUAUCAUGAUCAAGGAUUCAUAAAUAAUAAAUGCACUGGAGAGAGUGCCUGUAUGUGUUCAAGGCAGCGGUCAAACUCAUUCGCCCAAUCCAUUUAUCAUCAAGAAGGUUGAUGCUGAGAGGCAUGAAUCCAAUUUCAGCUUGUGACUCCUCUCAUGUUAUAGCCCCUUUCCUGUGUUUGGAAAAGAAAAAAAGGUAAAAAAGAGCCAUAAAAACUUAAAAUCACUUGAAAAAAAAUACCAUGUCCAAUUUUAGCCUAGAUAGAUAGAUAGAUAUACUUAUUGAUCCCAAACUGGGAAAUUCACAUGAAUUUUAUUACUCACUGCAAUAAAAAGUUUUACUUUUAACACAUUUUUUAAAAAGAGCACUUUGCUACAUUUUACAAAGAAUCAGUUAAAAAUUAAUAAAAUAAUCACUAAAACAUUGAAGCUUUCCAGUAACUGCAUGACUGCCAGCUGAUUGGAUAGUGCCAGUAACAAUUGGAUUUGUCUCCCUUCGAGUAAAAAUAUUUCAUCACACUUAAUCAAGACUACUCCAAAAAAUCAAUAUUAUUUCAAGCUGACAUGUUCUUAAGUUCCUUGAAUAUGUAUGGCAUGUACAUUUUGCUUGCUGUGUUUUGCAGACAUCCUUAGUCAUCACUGCAAACUCAGCCCUUAUUUUUGUCUUACAACAAGCCUUCAUGCACAGCCAGUGAUAAUUUAAGUGUGCAGGGACCGUCUACGAAGAGUAAUCUUGAUAAAAGAUGCAGCAAAAUGUUCAAAAAGUUCUCCCUGCAGAGUCAAAAUAUCACUUCAUGCAUCAAUGCUGCUGGUUAUAUUACAACAGUUAGUAAUCUUAGUUGAGUUACAACUAAAACUCAGUAUAUGAAAUAAAAUAAACCACAUUUUUUCUUUUACUUAAGUGGAUUAACAGACAGGUAGUUCUACUUCUCCUUAAGCAAAGUGUCAUUUAAGUAUUUGUAGUCUAUCUUAAUACUCUUUCUGCCCCUGUUUAAAUCAUUAAACUAAAAUGAUUAUUCAGUCAAAGGUACUUCGUCCUUCUCUUAAGUGAUUUGAUGCCCUUUUUGUCAAUACAGCACUGUGACAAGAACUAGGUCGCACUGAAUGUUAGGAUCCUCUUACAUCAGAUGAAAAAGCAAAGAAAACAAAUCAAUAGCAAAUCAAUAUUAUUCACAGUGUGGCGUGUGUGAAGUGUGGCGUUAAUUAUUAAACAGGCACUGCUCCAUGUCUCCUGACCCUCCCCCUCACUCGUCUUUAUUAAUUCGAAAGUCUUUAUUAGUAUGGGUAGUUAUUUGACUGUACACAAGAAGGGCAAAUAAAACAGAUUAGGGCCUGUGCUAUUAUGUUCCUCUGGGUGAUAGGAUGAAAGGGGACAGUUUACAGAGGGAUUAUAUAUCAGUGUAAGCAAACAAAAAGCAAUUUAGCCUCUUAGAGGGAUCACCUUUUACAUAAGUCAGCAGUUGCGGUGUUAGUUUGGCUCCUGUUUUUGGACUUUAGGUGAAAAGGUCCACCUUUUUUUUUCUUUGCUGGAGUUUUCCCUCCUCUUCAGUGAGCCUGCAGGCGGCCUUCAUCUAUAAAAGGCAAGGUUGUUUUCACUCAGGACAUAGUUUUGGAUCUGUUUCAGUGGUUGGGUAAUAGGCUGGAAGUGGAGUUGACAGUCGGGGUCAAAAGGAUUCCAAUUUAGCUGAACGUCGGUUGAUGAUGAGGGUCACUCUGUUGCUCUGUAAUUUGGUUGGGUUUAAUUGUGCUGAUGUGGCUGUCCUUAGGCUCUGCUAUUUGCUUGACCUGCGUGCUCCUACAUCAAAUACGAGCAUCACGUUGCUUUAGAUUGCUUUUGCCGUGCAAAUCAAUGGAUAAUUGCGAGCUUGUUUCCUUCACAGUCUCUCUGUAGAGGAUUUAAAUCCGUCCUUCUGCGCAGAUGUUCAGUGUUUUCUCUUACUGUAUGUCUUUGUUGAUACUUAUUUCAACUCUGAAUUGCAUCAGAUGUCCUCCUUAUUCACAACAAUUUACUUAACAGCAGUCCUGCUUUGCUUCCUCCUUCCUCGCAUGCUCUGAUGGUCAAACAGCAUCUUAUAUCAUCCUUAUCGCUCCUCUGGUGUUUCCUGUUUACAGUCUGUUCCUCUCAUUUUCUCCUCUGCAGGAUAGUGGAGGCCGUGUGCAUCGGCUGGUUCACAGCAGAGUGCAUUGUGCGCUUCCUGGUGGCCAGAGACAAAUGGGACUUCCUCCGUCGGCCGCUGAACAUCAUUGAUGUCAUCGCCAUCACCCCGUACUAUGUCACCAUGGCACUGGCCCGCGCGGGGAUGCCUGGUGCGGGCCUCGGGGUCGCCGGCAUCAUCUUGCGGGUGUUGAGGAUGAUGCGUGUGUUCUGGCUCAUGAAACUGGCGAGGCACUUCCUCGGUCUGCAGACUCUGGGGCUGACGCUAAGGCGCUGUUACCGAGAAAUGGUGAUGCUGAUGGUGUUUGUGUGCGUUGCCAUGGCGAUAUACAGCGCCCUGGCUCAGCUGCUGGAGCACGGCUUGGACUUGGGAGUGCAGAACCAGGAUUAUGCAAGCAUUCCGGCAGCUGCCUGGUGGGUCAUCAUCUCUAUGACCACAGUGGGGUACGGGGAUGUGUACCCGGUGACUGUAGGGGGGCGGGUUCUCGGGGGAAUGUGUGUGGUGAGCGGGAUCGUUCUCCUGGCGCUGCCGAUCACAUUUAUCUACCACAGUUUUGUACAGUGUUACCAUGAACUCAAACUUCGCUCUGCCAGAUGCGCACGCAGCCUUUCCUCAGAGGCUCUGCAGUGAAAACACAUUUUCCCCCAGACUUUGACAGCAUUGUGUCUAACAGGCAGGGGUGUGUCCAGACUUUCCUGGCUUGGGUGGUCUAACUGGGGGCCUGGCUUAUUUAGUGAAGUGUAUUAAAAUGGAUGACGGGUCACCAACCUUACAAAAAAAGGAAGUCAACCCGACUCCCCUCUUGUAGGUGAUGACAUAUUGCUCUGGCGAUGUGACCUGGAGCAUGAGUCCAGUGCUGUAGUGAGGCUGGUGCAGCCAUAGUACUUUAUGUCCUGCCCCGUCUGCAAAACAAACACACACCUGCACCAAAUAUAAAACAUUAAGAUCCCUCAGGUCAUUACAAUCUACAGCAGAGCAGAUUCUUCUUGCAUCCUGUGUGCACCGUGCAGCAAGAGCUGCUUUUGCGACAGAUCAGCGAUGGUAUAUCCCUUUAAUGUAAUCAAAUAUAUAAUUAAAUUAACUCUUUUGGAAACUUUGAUAUACAUCAGCAUGAUAAAAUUUCACUUUUAGGACAGAAAGCAUGUUUGGAAAAAAAAUGUGAAGAUAUUUGUGAUCAAAUAUCUAUUUGACUUUUCAUAAAGUAACAACCCAAACAUUAAAAUAAAAAUUAGAAAAAGUAAUCACAUGCAAAGAUACAAAAAUUCUUGCACAAAGUCGAUGCAGAGAGAAAAAAGGUCGAGAACUUAAUCAGAGAAUAAUUCACAGUCUAAAAAAUCGAUUUAUUGCCUUAGUCUGACUGAAAAUUGAUUUCUCAAAAAGCAUGUAAACACAUUAGUCUCACUGAAAUUGCAUUAAAUUGAACUUCCUAAUAGUCUAAUGAACAUACAGGGAUAACAACGUUGGGGAUGGGUUUUCUCUGUAUGUAUACAAUCAGACAGAAACUGGCCUAAACCUUCUGCACCUUUUGUGACAGUUAAGUAAAGAGUCUCUAUGAGAAACCUUGGCUGAAUUGCAUAGACUGUAAAGCGAAUAUUCUUUAUGCCGAACGCACCUGCAAUCAGCAUUUAUUCAUGUAAUGUUGUUGGACAAAUCUGUUUGCACACUUGUUAAGUUAAAAACAUAACACAUCGGACUUAACCAAACAUCAUGGAGCCAUUGUUUGAGUAACUUUAGAGGCUAAUGUUGUUAUUUAGCAGCUUAUGACGUCAUCAGCAGUCAGAGUAACAUAAGCAUCGCCAUCUACUACACCUACCCUCCUGCACCAGUUUAAGGCAUUAAAAAAUAUUACAAUCAUUACAUGAUUGAUGAUGCCACUGAUGGUCUUUUUGCUUUGGAUGUCGUAAAAGGCUUCAGUAUGAAUUUCAGUUACCAUAGAUGUUAAAAAAACUCGUCGCAGGUGCUGUAAGUUUAGACCACUUUUUUAAUCAGAACUUAAAUUGCAGUUUAAGUGACUCACUUUGGAGCAUUAUUGGUAUUUCCUUAAUAUAGUUUGAUCCCUGAUCCAUCUUGUAGCCCUUUAAUGCCUCACACAACAAAUGAUGGCCAGAAAAUUCAAAAUUUUUUGGAGCUGAAAUGUUUAUUUCACUUACUACUGAAAACCCAAAAAAAUCAAACUGUCCUUAAAAUUUAACAAAUAUAUUUAUUUAUUUAUCUCAUUUGAUACAUUAGGUGUUUUUGGAAACUGAUAAACUAAAAGAGGACGUUUUUAUUAUUUAUCGGACUGUAUUCGGGUGUGUUUUUUUUUUUUUAGUAAUUUGUUGAUCAUAUUGAUUGUGACUGUUGUGUAUCUGUCAUAAUAGUCGAUUAUAAUAUCGGUACCAUGUCUUGACAAGACAAACAGCCAAUCAAAAUUCAGCAUUUUUGAAUGGCAUCUUGGGUGGCCAACAGAUUUCAAGAAAGGUCCAUGCCACCCCUGCUCAGCUCUCUGGAUGCGCCCCUGCCACUAGUGAGAAACUCAACAAACUACCUGCUGUUCCCAUUUCAAAUAGUUAUCAGCUACACUGUUUCCUGCCUGAGCUGCACCUGAUUUCAUUUGGCACGUCUACUUUCUGCUUGUUGCGUUGAUGAUCUUCAAUUAUCGUUUGUAUCCAGCAUGCUCUGUGUCUGCCUCCUUUUCACUUGCUCAAAAAAAAAAGGAAAAGCAGUUGUUAUUGUUUAUUAAACACACAGGCGCUGUAAAUUUAGUUCUGACAGUGGCUGCUGUUUACACUGUAUCGCCAUGGUAACAACAACGCCUGCCUUUUUUUCCAAGCUGCGCCAAAUACUCAUGUGUUUGUGUUUUUAUGUGUGUGUGCUUGUUUGUGUUUGUUUGUCUUGCCAUGAGCCUUUCACUUUGUCUAGGCUUUGCACACAGAUGGUCCAAGUUACACAAGAUUGAUGUGUGACCUAGAUGCAUUCUGUUAAACCUGUGAAACACAGAGAACGAGGGAGCACGUAAGUGCAAAGUAAGGAUGGAGAAAGGGCAUGUGGAAGGCUUAGAGUGUAGGAGGGGCUUAAGCUGAGGAUAAUGAAACACGGGAUCAGGUCAGCGGGAGGAAAAAGGUGGCAGAAAAAUAAAAGAGCGACAGAUAUGAGACUGGGGAGACAGAGCCUGAAUCGAGAACAAAACAACAGCAAGCUUAAGUGCAAAGACUGAAUAGAUGGAGUGUGUAUUGCAUCCUCCAUUUGAAAGUGAAUGUAAGCUAUUUUGUAUUUCUGUGUGUCUCCAAGGCAACCUCAUCCUCCAGCAUGUCAAUCAUCAUGGAGGUUGAUUUGUGUGCAUACAAAUAUAGGCCACAUUCAUGCACACCUUUCUGCCUGGCAUACCGCAUUUUUUUUCCUGGUUUAAUUGUGAAAGUGACAGCAUGGGAUAAAUUGAAAUUACUUAAAAAAAACAAGGCUGAAAAAAAAAUGGAGGAUAUGACAGAUGAUGGAUCUGACAUCCAUGAUUCAGACAUGUUUGCACAGUCUGAGGUUUGCCAAGAUGAUAUGAUUUAUUGAAGAGACACAUGAUCCAAGCAAACAAGUCCACACCUCUCCCACACAACAGUCUUUCUCUGCAUCUCAUCUCCUCUUCCCUCUGUUGCCUCUAUUUACUCUCACACACAUGCACACAUGCUCAGAACAAGCUCUUGCUCCUCUGUUGCAAAGGAAAUUAAACAAUUAAUCAGCCUGAUCAUUAUCUCUCCGUUCUUAAAUUGAUAGUUUCAUUUGUUAUUACCUCAUAAACCAUGCAGCCUCUGAUGACUUUUAAAUGUAUUGUAAAACAUAUCUUAAUAUUCUUGUUGUUUUUGUGUUAUCUAUGUGCUUCUUAAGUGGUGUAACAGGCAACAAAACGAAAGAUAAUCAAUAUUUCUCCACCAACUCCACAACACAUUAUUUUAAUUCAUGCUGCGUGACUAAUAGUUGAGUAAAUUUUUGGCCAAGUCUGAUUGAAACCAUCGAUCAAAACUUUUUCAUCAGUAGAAAUGGUCUUGUAAUUGAUGUAAUAAAUGUUUGUGCUUUUAUAAUAAAAUCACUCUGAGUAAAA
Messenger RNA from Xyrichtys novacula (pearly razorfish), 7525 nucleotides. NCBI's taxonomy places the organism in Eukaryota, Metazoa, Chordata, Actinopteri, Labriformes, Labridae. The record is from the annotation of a GenBank genome assembly.